CCGCCACGCCCGUCCCGCUGCUGCCAUGGUAACCAUACGCGCACUUCACGGACUAACGGAAUCGUCGUAAUCGUUGGUACGGACCUGCGGCCCCCCACAUCACCUGGACCAAGGCACAUACUGUUCUCCGGGGCGCGACGUUUAGAUCUAUGAAAAAAGAUGAAUUUGGCUGAGAUUUGUGACAAUGCAAAGAAAGGGAGAGAAUAUGCGCUUCUUGGAAAUUAUGACUCUUCAAUGGUAUAUUAUCAGGGGGUAAUACAGCAGAUUCAGAGACAUUGUCAGUCAGUCAGAGACCCAGCUGUCAAAGGCAAAUGGCAACAGGUUCGACAGGAGUUGCUAGAAGAAUAUGAACAAGUCAAGAGUAUUGUCAAUACCUUAGAAAGUUUUAAGAUAGACAAGCCCCCAGAAUUUCCUGUGUCAUAUCAAGAUGAACCAUUCCGAGAUCCUGCGGUUUGGCCUCCUCCUGUUCCAGCAGAACACAGGGCUCCACCUCAGAUAAGGCGCCCAAAUCGAGAAAUGAGACCCCUGAGGAAAGAAAUACCAGGAGUAGGGCCUCGGGGACCUGUAGGCAGAGCACACCCUAUAUCAAAGAGCGAAAAACCCACCUCCAGUAGGGACAAGGAUUUUAGAGCAAGAGGGAGAGACGACAAGGGAAGGAAGAAUCUGCCAGAUGGUGCAGGUGAUGGGGAAAUUCAAAAGUUUGAUGGUGCUGGAUAUGAUAAAGAUCUAGUUGAAGCUCUUGAAAGGGACAUAGUAUCCAGAAAUCCUAGCAUUCAUUGGGAUGACAUAGCUGAUUUAGAAGAAGCAAAAAAAUUACUAAGGGAGGCUGUUGUUCUCCCAAUGUGGAUGCCUGACUUUUUCAAAGGGAUAAGACGGCCUUGGAAGGGUGUGUUGAUGGUUGGACCCCCUGGCACUGGUAAAACUAUGCUUGCAAAAGCUGUUGCAACUGAAUGUGGCACAACGUUUUUCAAUGUUUCCUCCUCUACUCUGACAUCUAAGUAUAGGGGUGAAUCUGAGAAGUUGGUCCGCCUGUUGUUUGAAAUGGCAAGGUUUUAUGCUCCUACAACAAUCUUCAUUGAUGAGAUUGAUUCCAUCUGUAGCCGCAGAGGCACUUCUGAUGAACAUGAGGCAAGUCGAAGAGUCAAGUCUGAACUGCUCAUUCAGAUGGAUGGGGUUGGAGGAACUCUAGAAAAUGAUGACCCUUCUAAAAUGGUUAUGGUGUUGGCUGCUACCAACUUCCCGUGGGACAUUGAUGAAGCUUUGCGAAGGAGAUUAGAAAAAAGAAUUUAUAUACCUCUACCGACAGCAAAAGGUAGAGCAGAGCUACUUAAGAUCAAUCUUCGUGAAGUUGAAUUAGAUCCUGACAUUCAAUUAGAAGAGAUAGCGGAGAAGAUUGAAGGCUAUUCUGGGGCUGACAUUACGAAUGUUUGCAGGGAUGCUUCUCUAAUGGCAAUGAGACGGCGCAUCCAUGGCUUAAGCCCAGAAGAGAUACGAGCCCUUUCUAAGGAAGAGCUGCAGAUGCCUGUUACAAAAGGGGAUUUUGAGUUGGCGCUGAAGAAAAUCUCUAAGUCUGUGUCUGCUGCAGACCUAGAGAAGUAUGAAAAGUGGAUGCUUGAGUUUGGGUCUGCUUAAUUCUAAUGUUGUUUUCUCUUUGUUCUGUUAAGGCUCAUAUUUUGUUUGUAAAAUGCGAAAGAAAUGACUAGAAAUCUUUUCAAAGAUUUGAAUUUUUCGUUGGGGAGAUUCCUCUUUCAACAUCUUUUCAUUCCAAGGCAAAAAACACAAACUGUGAAGAAUAGAAGAUGCAGUUGAGGGAAAAGGAGAACAUCUGGAGAAAGUGAGAUCCUCUGCAUGUUUGGGUCCUGGGCAGGUGUUCCCAGCUUUUAUUCCAUGGCUUUCACGUUGCUGGUCAGUUUGUCAAGGAGGCUGAGGUGGUGAAAGAACUAACAAAGUAUCCUGUCUUCUUUUGGAAGAAAACUGUUUACACUUAAUGUAGAGGGAACUGUCUUUCUAAAUUCAUUUCUCUAUGCCUCGUGGAACUUAGGCAUUUCUCCUAACUACAUUAAAGUACAUAGGGAACUAAUCUAACAAGUUAGCUUUUAAAAUAAGAAAGGUGUGUCAAGGUGGGCAGUCCAUAUUUUGUUGCUAAAAAACGUUUCUGAGUCAGUUUUUGGUGGAAGCAGUGUGUUUCAAUCUCUAUCUCUGUUAUCUCUCCAAUAUAGGCUUCCCCUUUUUCUCAGAGCUUGUAAGUACCACAGUAUAGCUUUGUUGGCUGUCCCUGCCAGAACAAUUUAACCGUUUUUAGGUCUGUUUUAGGUCUUUAGUUAGAAACAUCUUUCCACACCCUGGUCUUUGAGUCAUCAAAUCAAGGGUACAUUUUCAUGUUCUGACUUUUCUUGCCAGUGCAUAUCAAAUUGAAUAUGGAAAGGAUAUGAAGGAAAUUUUGAAUCCUUCAAAAAUAAUAUGCAGUUAUUCUUAAUAUCUAGAUUUAUUUUCAUUUCUUUCAUUGUAUUCAGACAAGUGCAUCCUUCAUUUUCCUCACUUCCACCAUUGUUUGAAUUCUGAUGUUAGAUUUUGUUUGGCAGUCUAAACUAUUCCAUCAUUUUCAUGAAUUGCCCACAUACGUUUGUGGCUAAAGCAGAAGUAUUACCUACCUCAAAGGGUUCUUGUGUUUUGUUAAGCCUUAAUGCUUUGUAUAAAUGUGAGUUGUUACUGGGUUUUUUUGGGGGGGGAAGGAGGGAAAGAUAACAAUCAAGACCUGUGUUU
Messenger RNA from Vombatus ursinus (common wombat), 2763 nucleotides. It is a transcript of the gene KATNAL1, whose product is annotated as katanin catalytic subunit A1 like 1. Gene Ontology annotation, molecular function: microtubule severing ATPase activity; microtubule binding; ATP binding. Gene Ontology annotation, biological process: microtubule severing. Gene Ontology annotation, cellular component: microtubule; microtubule cytoskeleton. The coding region runs from base 160 to 1632 and encodes 490 amino acids. The record is from RefSeq and is a predicted model, not a curated record. Lineage: Eukaryota; Metazoa; Chordata; Mammalia; Diprotodontia; Vombatidae. The transcript has 11 exons.